This is a messenger RNA of Homalodisca vitripennis (glassy-winged sharpshooter), 2028 nucleotides long. Its product is annotated as 26S proteasome non-ATPase regulatory subunit 11-like. Gene Ontology annotation, cellular component: proteasome regulatory particle, lid subcomplex. The record is from RefSeq and is a predicted model, not a curated record. Gene Ontology annotation, biological process: ubiquitin-dependent protein catabolic process. Lineage: Eukaryota; Metazoa; Arthropoda; Insecta; Hemiptera; Cicadellidae. Gene Ontology annotation, molecular function: structural molecule activity. The coding region runs from base 42 to 1289 and encodes 415 amino acids. The transcript has a single exon.
UUCACGUUUCAUUAUUUCAUUUUCGUGUAGUCUGAUCGAAUAUGGCGGGUGCAAUGUUGUUUGAGAGAUCUAUGUCACAACAAAGUAGGGAAGAUUUGAGCAAAAUUCCUCAAGAUGAUCCAAAUGAAGACACCAAUGAAGAACAUAUACGUGCCAAAGAACAGGGAAUUCUACAGUUGGGAGAAAAGUACAAAAAUGAAGGUAAAGCUAAAGAACUUGCAGACCUAAUAAAACAAACUCGACCUUUUCUAAGCAUGAUAAGUAAAGCAAAAGCUGCUAAGUUGGUUCGUUCGCUGGUAGACUUUUUCCUUGAUUUAGAGGCUGGUAUUGGAAUUGAAGUACAGCUUUGUAAAGAAUGUAUUGAAUGGGCUAAAGAGGAAAGGAGAACUUUCCUGAGGCAAUCUCUGGAAGCUAGAUUAAUUGCUCUUUAUUUUGAUACUGGUAUGUUUACUGAAGCUCUACAGCUUGGUUCAACCUUACUCAAAGAGUUGAAGAAGUUAGAUGACAAGAAUUUAUUAGUUGAAGUCCUGCUUUUGGAAAGUAAAACCUAUCAUGCUUUGAGCAAUCUUUCAAAAGCCCGUGCAGCUCUUACCUCUGCUCGAACAACGGCUAAUUCUAUUUACUGCCCACCUAAAAUGCAAGCAGCACUGGAUCUUCAAUCAGGCAUUCUUCAUGCUGCAGAUGAACAAGACUUUAAAACAGCUUAUUCAUACUUCUAUGAAGCUUUUGAAGGAUAUGACAGUAUAGAAUCCCCUAAAGCACUGACUGCACUGAAGUACAUGUUAUUGUCUAAGAUCAUGUUAAAUACACCUGAAGAUGUCCAGCAGAUUGUCAGUGGAAAACUGGCCUUGAAAUACGCAGGAAAAGAUAUUGAAGCAAUGAAGAGUGUCGCUCAAGCAAGCCACAAAAGGUCACUCGCAGAUUUUCAACAGACCUUGAAAAACUUCAAAAAAGAACUUGAAGAGGACGUAAUUGUUAGAGCACACUUGGGAACGCUGUACGACAACAUGUUGGAGCAGAAUCUAUGCCGAAUCAUUGAACCGUACUCUCGUGUGCAAGUAGAUUUUGUCUCUCAGUCUAUUAAACUUCCAAAACUCCAAGUAGAGAAGAAGCUUUCACAAAUGAUUUUAGAUAAGAAGUUCCAUGGAAUUCUUGAUCAAGGUGAGGGAGUGCUGAUUGUUUUUGAAGAAACUGUAGUGGACAAAACCUAUGAAAUGGCAUUAGAAACCAUAAAUAGCAUGGGAAAAGUUGUGGACACUUUGUACCAAAAAGCAAAAAAGUUAUCAUAAGUUUUGUUGGCAGUGUAUAGAUUUUUUUUAUUUUGUAAGGUUUGGACUUUCAUUUAAAAAUUUUUCUUAACCAUUUAACAGGCUUUAAGGUAAGGUACGUAAGUUGUAAAUUAAUGGUGUUAAAAAUACACUUCUAACUUAUUGCGUAUAUAUCUUUUUGUGUCUACAGUUCAUUUCAAACUAAUGCCCUUUCUUAAUUUUCCACUGUAAGUAAUGAUUUUUCAUUAGAUCUAUAAAUAUAUUAAUUGGUAUGAUUAACUGUUAAGAGAAUAUUUUCCUUUCAUAAGUUGUUUUUGUCACAACUAUACUAAUAAUCAAUUAAUAAAUGUCGUUAAGUUUAAUCAUUUGUAUUCCGACAAAGUUAUUCAUGUUAGUAAAACUAGAUCCAAAAAAGUGAAAAUUGAAAUGUAUUAGUCUAAUUUAAUUUGCAUUUGCAUUACAAGUUACUGCCAGGCCAUCAGUAACGUUUUGUAAACAAGUUUCUGUGGGUAGUCUUUGAUAAUGUGUUUUCAUUUGUAAAAGUGUUGAUAGGCUACCUGUUAUCUUAAUUUACACAAACCAUAACCUAUCUAAUAUUUUCUUGUUUUAGAUCAAGUUGAUUUUGAUGUAUACAUCGAAUAUGGUCACUACAUGAUAUUUUUGUGCAAUUGUUUAAUUUUUUUAGAGAAUAAUGAAAUAUGAUAAUAUAAAUCUGUACUGUUGUAAUGUUUUUGUAUAUAAUAAAUCCAAAUAGUUUGCA